UCGAGCUCUUCGAGUUUAAGUUGGCUUAGAAUUUUGAUUUGAUUCAUUUCAUUAGUGUUUUUCCGGUGAUCAAACAAUGGUGAAAAUUGCUUUUGGUAGCUUCGGUGACUCCUUCAGUGUUGGCUCCCUCAAGUCCUACCUAGCUGAGUUCAUCGCUACCCUUCUUUUCGUGUUUGCUGGCGUUGGUUCUGCCAUUGCUUAUGGUAAGCUGACAACAGAUGCAGCUUUAGACCCACCCGGCCUAGUCGCCGUGGCCGUCGCCCAUGCGUUUGCUCUGUUUGUUGGGGUCUCCGUCGCAGCAAACAUCUCCGGUGGCCAUUUGAACCCAGCUGUCACUUUCGGAUUGGCUGUAGGAGGCAAUAUCACCGUCCUCACCGGCAUUUUCUACUGGAUUGCUCAGCUCUUGGGCUCCACCGCCGCUUGCUUUCUCCUCAAGUUUGUCACCAGCGAGAGUGUGCCAACCCAUGGACUUGCUUCUGGUGUAGGAGCUAUUGAGGGUGUUGUGUUUGAAAUCAUCAUAACCUUUGGCCUAGUCUACACUGUCUAUGCCACAGCCGCAGACCCCAAGAAGGGUUCACUUGGAACCAUAGCACCCAUUGCAAUAGGGUUCAUUGUUGGUGCCAACAUACUAGCGGCCGGACCGUUCAGCGGUGGAUCCAUGAACCCAGCUCGCUCAUUCGGUCCGGCCGUUGUCAGCGGAGACUUCGCCUACAACUGGAUCUAUUGGGUUGGCCCAUUAAUUGGUGGAGGUUUGGCUGGCUUGGUCUAUGGUGACAUUUUCAUUGGAUCAUACUCCGCAGUCCCAGUUUCAGAAGAUUAUGCCUAAGGGAUCGGUUUUGUUUGGAGCCUUCUUCAAGUUAUUUGCCUUUUGAUUUUCUUAUUGAGCAUUUGGAUUGUAUGUACUUGUUAGGCCAAUGGGAAAGAAAACUUGGAGCCGUUAAUAAUUUGUAAAUAAGAAAUCGGUUUUGUGAACAAUGGGUCUCAACAAGUCUUCUGUAGAAGUAAAAAUAACAAGUCUUAUGAA
Argentina anserina (silverweed cinquefoil) is the source of this 1024-nucleotide messenger RNA. RefSeq names its product probable aquaporin TIP-type RB7-5A. Gene Ontology annotation, molecular function: water channel activity. Gene Ontology annotation, cellular component: plant-type vacuole membrane. Lineage: Eukaryota; Viridiplantae; Streptophyta; Magnoliopsida; Rosales; Rosaceae. The record is from RefSeq and is a predicted model, not a curated record. Gene Ontology annotation, biological process: transmembrane transport; water transport. The transcript is spliced from 3 exons. Bases 77 to 826 code for a protein of 249 amino acids.